This is a messenger RNA of Leptonychotes weddellii (Weddell seal), 1351 nucleotides long. It is a transcript of the gene CCDC148, whose product is annotated as coiled-coil domain containing 148. Lineage: Eukaryota; Metazoa; Chordata; Mammalia; Carnivora; Phocidae. The record is from RefSeq and is a predicted model, not a curated record.
AAGGUGUCUCAGGCUUUGGGAGCGGGAGGGGGUGUAGGGAAGAGAUACAGGGGGAUUCCUGAGUGCUGGCUCUGAAACCUGAGGCAGCUUGUGCUUUGGCUUCCUGUCAGCCCCAGCUGUGCAUGGUAGGGUUUGUCCCUCACCUCACCUCGAAUCCACGAGAGCCUAGGAGAAGGCAUUUCGCUUUUCCUGCGUCUGGGAGCCCCUGAGACUUUGACCUUUGACCUUUGACAUGUGUGCAGCUUCUGCUACUCCAGGACCUUCCCCUUCCCCCUAGGGAGCAGCUCUCUACUAAAAAAAAGCAUGACAGAGGUCCACUUCUCUGCAUGUUGAGGAACACUGCCUAUGAGUUGUCUCCCUUCGCUGACAGGGAGAAUAGAGAGGAGAAUAGAGAGCAUGGGCUCUCCAGCCUGGAUAUGGAGGACUUGAAUAAAAGAGACCAACCAUUCAAGACAAUUCAGAAAAACGAUAGCUCAGAUAAUCUGGUGUUCCGUAUGAAAAAUGGAAUGAGAAGCACCAAGUAUAAACCAGUAGACUAUCAACAGUUGCAGGCAUUAACGGAAGCAAAAAAAUUAGCUUCUGCCUCUAUAGAGCUAAAGAUCAGGAAAGCAGAGCAGACUUCAAAGAUAUCUAAGGAACAAACACUAAUAAAACAACACAAGCAAGUGUGGUGGCAGGAACACCAACGGCUAACUGAUGUCAGGUGUAAAAUGGAAUCUGAAAUUAAAUCCUUUCUCAGUGAAGAGAACAUUGGAAAUGAAUGUCUUUCUGACCUUACAAAUUUUGAACAAGAGUUAUCAGAACAAUGGUACACAUAUCUUAAAAAUGUGAUAAAUCCUAUUCAGCAGUUGAGAGCAGAUCUAAAAUACAGACAGCAUCACAUUUCACAGCAUUCAUACUCACAUAUUGUGCUUAACUCAGUGAAAGUACUGGAAGAGGUUGACUUCGUGAAGAAACAAUUGACUGCUGUCUUUGAAAGACUUAGUCUGGAGCAACAGAAAAUAGAAAAUUAUCUUUCAGACUGGAGUAUGAAGAUACUAGAUUAUUCUUCAGAAGAAAGAAGUAACCUGCUUAGUGAACUGCCCAUGGAAUUAGAAACUUUGGAAUGCCCAUAUCCUGAUUUGAAAUCUUCGAUCCUUCAUGAGUUCUGUAACUUUACAGAGAAAUAUAAAAAAAAACUUCAAGACUUUGAUCUGCAGUUAGAAGACAUAUCCAGGUGAUAAGAUAAAACUACUUGAAUUAUGUAGGUUUUUGCCACUACAUUUUAAUAUUUAUUAUUUUAAUUUCAUUUAUUGUUUUCAUAGUUACUAUGUGGUUGGAACAUAGUCAAUCAAUAAAUGUUUAGAUUGAC